Messenger RNA from Pseudozyma hubeiensis SY62, 1302 nucleotides. RefSeq lists its product as hypothetical. The record is from RefSeq and is a predicted model, not a curated record. Lineage: Eukaryota; Fungi; Basidiomycota; Ustilaginomycetes; Ustilaginales; Ustilaginaceae. The coding region runs from base 1 to 1302 and encodes 433 amino acids. Gene Ontology annotation, cellular component: chromosome, centromeric region; nucleus. The transcript has a single exon. Gene Ontology annotation, biological process: mitotic sister chromatid segregation; mitotic cell cycle; kinetochore assembly.
AUGCCAUCAGCGAGACGAUCAUCACAAGCUGCAGCAGCAGCAGCGUCGCCAAAAGCGAUUCCUACCACUACCGCGGCACUAGACGCCGAACCAGCAACAACAGCAACUACAGCAUCAACCGAAUCAGCAUCGGCACCAGCACCGACAUCGGCGGAAGCUGGACCAUCAAAUCCAGCAAAGCAAGUGCCUACGCAGAAAGAGGAGGCCUCUACGGAUGCGCACCUCGAGCUGCUCACCGAGCAUUUCGGCUACAACCCCAAGUCCUUCAUCGACGCGCUCGUCUAUCUCUCCAACGAGCACCUGUACAGCAUCGCCACCGAGUUCGAAAACGUGGUUUUGGACCUAUUGAAAGAUGUCGACGGGGGCGAAUUGGAAGCGGAGCAGGGCAUGCAUGCAAUCUUGACGUUGAUGGAGAACUCGCUCGACCACACUCUCGACACCUUCGAGCUCUACUGUUUCCGAUCCGUGUUCGGCAUCCGCUCGCGUCAGGCAAAGUACAUGACGCUCGAUCAUCAUCGAGGAUUGGACUUGCGCACACAGCAAUCGAGCGCUGCUGCCGCAUCUUCGAAGGGUCAGAGCAAGUCAGCGAGGAAGAGCGUCGUUGGCGCCUCGACCAAUCUCAGCGCCAACGAACGCAGUUACCAGUUGGGAGAAACCGAGGACUCGCUCAAACGUCAGAUUGCUGCUGCGAGAGCAACACAACACAAACUGCUUCUCGCUCAGAACGCUACGAGGGAGAGUCUGGAUCGCAUGCUCCGCCUUGCCGAGCGCUUCUCAUCGAUCUUGUACGCUGGCGACCACAAGGUGGCCUCGGCCGGUAGCGACGUCAAGACGACGGCUCCAGUGCUCACCGAAACACUCGGCCAGCACGCUCGCAAACUCAAAGCUGACACAAUACCGCUCCUUAGGGCGCUGCGAGAAUUACGCGCAGCAGAUCCGCUCGGUGCACCCUUGUACCCGGGUGGUGCAGCGGCUGGCAGCAGAGAGGCGGGAGAUGGGGAAGCGGAGGAGGAAGGCGUGGAAGCAGCGGACAAGCGAGCAUGGGAGCGCGGGCGCGAAGGGUAUCUCAAUUGGGCAGCGGAUAAGAUCAUUGCCAAGAGCAAGCGAGGUGGUGCUACAGUUGGAUCAGCCACGGGUGGGAGUGGUGCUGUGGGCGGUGGGGCUGAUGCAGAAGCGGCAGCGCAGGACGUGACGUUGGCGGCUGAGGACGACUCGAAGACUCCCAAGCGGAAGAGGACGGCGGGACAGCCGACAUCAUCGAAAAGAAAGACUCCCGGUACAGCUACUCGCUCGCGAGGUUGA